AUGGCAGAACCACUCCCCACCACUGCCGCCCCCUGCUGCCGCACGGUCAGGGUGCCGCCGCCGCACGGUCACGGCGCCGCUGCCGCACGGUCACGGCGCCGCUGCCGCGGCCAUGGCCUUCCGCCCGCUCUGCCGCGCGCCGCGCUCCAGCCGCGACCGGAAGUUGCCCGACCGCGCGGGCAGCGGCGGCGGCGCAGAGUUGAAGCUUGUCCAGUAUAUGCAAUUGAAGAUGAUGUUCAUUCUCCAGAGUUUAUAGACUUAAAAAGCUGUGUCUUGGAUGUCAUAAGUUUGUCCUCUGCAGUCAGCUAUGGAAGAUGCUUACAUAAUGCCAGUUGUGAGCCACGGUUACUACAAAACCCCAGCGAAUCCAAACUGGAAACUGCUGAAGUUCUGAGAAGGAAACUCUGUCAAGCUAACAAAGAAAAAUUAGACUUAGCCAUUAAACACAAUCAAGAACUGUCCAGCUAUGAAAGCCAGAUAGUCAAGUUACGAUCAGAAAUUGAGAAAGGAGAGGCUCUUCGACAAAAUCUGGAGUAUGAAUUGGCAGUCGUCAGAAAAGAUGCUCGCCUGAAAGUGUAUGCUGCAGAAGAGGAGUUAAGAGAUUCAAAAACCAAACUUGCUGAACUGCAAGUAUUGAAUGAAAAACUUCAUCAGAAAGUGGCAGAAGCUGAGAGAACAUUUUGUAUUGCUCAGCAGAAGUGGAAAGAACAACAGCAAAGACUUGCAAGUGAGAAGGAUGAUAUCCGCAGAACUUGUAACAGUCAAUACGAAUUGCUGCUUAAAGAAAGAACCCAAUUAGAAAAUGUUUUGCAGGAGCAGAGUAAUGCACUGCAAAAUGUACAGAAGAAAAUGAAAGAUGUGGAGGUGGAACAUAGCAGGUGUACAGAGCUGCUGAGGAACCAGGCCAAUGAACUUGAAUACAGUGCUGAACGAGAGAGCCAACUUAAAAAAGAGCUUGAAGUAGCUACCGUGAGAAUAAAGAAACUGGAAGAAAACAUUGAAGCAGAAAGAUCAGCACAUUUAGAAUCCAAACUCAAUUCAGAGAUCAUCCAGUUAAGAAUUCAAGACCUUGAAGGAGCUUUACAGGUGGAAAAAGCCAGCCAAGCAGAAGCUCUUUCGGAUUUAGAAGUUAUCAAGAAAGAGUUCAAAGAGGUAGAAAAUGCAUAUGAGAGAGAAAAAUGCAAUGCCCAAGAGAACCUGGAAAAACUCAAUGCAUUAGAAAGAGAGUGUUCCUGCAGAAACAAGGAAAUGCAUGAGAAGACUGAGGAAAAGAACAAAGUAAUUGAAGACCUUUCUGUGAGACUAGAGCGCAGUGAAAAGAACUGCAGAGAAUUACAGGAGAAACUGGCAAUGGCCAAGAAACACCAGGUUUUUCUAACGGAGACGUAUGAAAACAACAUGAGAGAACUGAAGUUACUCUUGGACAGCUUUGCUAUGUCAGGCCAGCGGACAGCAGGCACUUGUAAGGACAAUGAUAAACCUCUGAGCUUCUCUGUCCUUGAGACUUUGAGGUAUACCUUGACAGCUUACCAGAACAAGCUGGAAGACACAUCUAAUGAGCUUGAAAAAAUGAAGGCUUUGUGUGAAAAGAUGACAAAAGAACUUGAGGUAUCGAAGGAGAAAAUGUGUACUUUACAUCAGGAACUUAAGGAUGCUCAGGAUAGCCUGGCUGAUGGCAACAAAGAGUUAAAUCAUCUGCACACUAAGUGUGGAGACAGAGAGACUUUAAUAGGAACUUUAAAAAUGGAACUCCAGAAUGUACAGCAGUGCUGGGCAAAGGAGAAAAUACGUGCCACAGAAUCUGAAAAUGAAAUCCAGCAGCUUACCAGGGCUUACCAGAAGGAUAUGGAGGAGAAGCUAACCUUCCUCCAUAGCUUAUACCAGCGUUUGGUAGCAGGCUGUGUGCUUAUAAAACAACCAGAAGGCAUCUUAGAUAGAUUCACUUGGUGUGAGCUUUGUGCAGUCUUGCAGGAGAAUGUUGAUGCCCUGAUCUUAGACCUCAACAGGGCUAAUGAGAAGAUAUGUCACCUGGAAUAUCUUUGUAAAAACAAGUCUGAUACUAUGAAGGAACUGCAGCAGAGCCAGGAAGAUGCUUUCAGCAAAAUGGCUGAACAGAUGAAAGAACAGGAAAACUGUUGGCAGAAACAAAAAAAGUAUCUGGAACAGCAGUACUUGGAUCUUCUUGAGGAAGUUCAUGCAAGGGCACAGGAGUAUCAAGAAAUGGCAGAGAAGAACAAGGAAAAAAAUUAUGUCCUUGAAAAAAGACGAGAAAAAUUGGCCCUUGAAUUUUUUUCUGUGAAAAAUACAUUAACAGAGGUUCAGAAAGAGCAUUCAUCUCUCUUGGCAGCCUGUGCUCUAUUGGCAGGUGCCUUAUAUCCUCUCUAUGGCCGAUCGUGUGCUGUGUCUUCUCAAAGACAUCUUCUGCAGGAUCAGGUCAACGUUUAUGAAUUAGCAAAUGAAGAGAUUAGGACCCUAGUUCAUGCUCUCUCUGAUGUAGAGGAAGACAAUCAAAAUGAAGCACAACUGAAGAAAAGAAAGUUGAAAGGCCAAAUUCAUGUGUUCCGAAGAGCUGUGAUUGCAGUUUUGGCAGCUAACAGGCUUAAAAAGUUUGCCAAGUCUUCUAGUUCCCUCUUCUCCUGGGUGGAUGACCUCAAAGGUGGCACUAGAAUUCUAGUUUGCAUAGGAGAAUCCAAAGGUCGCAGAGAGGAACAAAUUCGCUGUGUUGAAGCAUUCAGAUGGUUUACUAGUUCUAACCUCCUUGCUGCAAUAAUCAGUUCUGUCACUGAAUUACAGGAUGUUGUUAACAAAACAGAUCCAAAGCCCUGGCUGUCUGAACAUUUACUUGUAAGCGCAGCCAGGAAUUCCUUUUCAAAACUUAUGGACAAGCUGCAUGUAAUAAUGGAGACUGUUCCACCAUACAACAGCAGGAGUGUUAUUUGUCUGGAGAGAGACUCCUUGAUACAGAGGCUGGCUUAUGGACUUCAUAAAAUAAAUACCCUGGCCCUGGAAGCUGGAUUGUGUGACAGACUACCCAUUAUGAAAAGCGUAGCAUCCUUGAAGAAACAAGUAUUUGAAUUUACACAAAGACUUCAUACAGCAGAAGUGGAACGCCGUUCACUGCGUCUAAAACUUGCAGAAUUCAAAUGGAAUUUAAGUGAGUUGAAAAAAGAAGCUGACAAAGCCCAGAUCCUGCAAGAGCAAUUAAAUACGUUUAAGCAAUCCGAAUUGAUGACACAUGAGAGUUUUGGAAGUGUAUGUGAAGAAUUAAAUAAUGCAUUACAUCGGGAGCAUCAGGCACAACUGCUUUUGAAUGAACAGGCACAACAGCUGCAGGAGUUAAAUAAUAAAUUAGAAUUGCACUUCAGUGAAGAAACAGAUAAAACCCAAGUCUUAAGUGAAACCAUAAAGAGACUGUCCGAGGCAAAGAUAGAGUUGAGAAGAAAAGAUCAAUCUCUGCGUCAGCUCAAUAGACUUCUUACCCAGCUGGAGCAGGACAAGCGUCGACUGAAAGAGAGCAUCCGUGAUGCAGAGGAUGCCCUCUGCAUGGCAGCAAAAGACAAAGAAUUGAUUAUUAGUCAUAUGAAAUCUGUGGAAGUCACUCUUCAUAAGGUCAGAGAUCAGACCUUGCUGUCACGGUUUGCAGCAACCAGGAAUGACUUCACCCUGCAGCUACCCAAACUGCACCUAGAGACCUUAGCACUGGAGGGGCUGAAGGGCAGGCCAGAGGCUGUAGCAUUUCAGGCCAUGAUUAAAAGUUUUAUGGAUGUCUACCAACUUGCAAGUUCCAGAAUUGACAUGCUAGUGGGAGAAACAAUGUCCAAGCCCCAAACAACUUGUCUUCAUGAAAGUGAGAGCUUUCAAUUGGUAAUAUUUUGCUUUAAAAUGGAGUUCAAACAUCGUGGCUUCAAGCUAGGAAUUCAGCCUGACCAGAGCUGUAUCCCAGAUUUUUUGGCACUACGUGCUGAACCUGACACACUCUACAGCUUUAUGCACAAUAGAGCCAGUUCUUGGUCUUCAGUAGAUUCCUUCAGGUUGAAUGUCACAUCCAGUCCCAAAAGAACAGUGGAAAAUGGAUUUUCAGAUUCUCCAUAUCACUAAAGUUUUAAAAGGAAAAAAAUGGCAAUAAUGUAAAAUGAUGCAAUUAAAGUGCAGGUUCCUGCUACCUUUG
Messenger RNA from Pogoniulus pusillus (Red-fronted tinkerbird), 4168 nucleotides. It is a transcript of the gene CCDC171, whose product is annotated as coiled-coil domain containing 171. The transcript has 27 exons. The record is from RefSeq and is a predicted model, not a curated record. NCBI's taxonomy places the organism in Eukaryota, Metazoa, Chordata, Aves, Piciformes, Lybiidae. Bases 1 to 4098 code for a protein of 1365 amino acids.